ACUCACGCGCUCCGAUAGCCCGCGCAGAGAUAAUCAUCGGCGAGCAGAGAGGAGCACCUGCAUGAUAGGAGCGAGGAGAAACGCGCAUUAGCUACACGCACGCACACACACACACACACUGGCACGCACACACACUGGCACACACACACGCACAUCACACACACACACUGGCACGCACACACGCACACAUCACACACACACGCGCGCGCGCGCAGACACGCAGACAGACAAGGCGGCUAAUAGAAAGUGCUUAGCUGAAUGCUAAAUCAUAUUGCGGCCAGAAAGUGUUAAGAAAGAGCUUUGUUCGGCCAGUGUGCUCAACAGUGAGCACGUGUGGACUGUCGGCUCUCAACAGUACACUGCCUUCGUAACACGACGCGUGUUUACGCAUUAAUACGCGAGCGUGUGUGCGACGCUCUCCGCUUAAUUGUACCCAACAUAAGGAUAACAUACAUACCGUACACACGUACGAGUUAAUAUAUGUGCAUUAAACCGACCUGCACGUAUAUAUAUGCAGGCGCAUCUUAUGAUACGCACAUCUUAGAGCACACGCGCGCACGCCUUGCUGUGUCUCUGCACAGCUUGCCUCGUGCAUCCACACACGCACCCACAGCGAUCUUUGUUAUCCGACUUAAACACAUGACAUUCUGUGUCUGUAUGUAUAUACUGCACGGUGCAUACGUACGUCUCGGGCAUACGCGUGCGCACAUCCUACGCGUACACGAUCUGCAUAGCUCACACAACACAACACACACACACCCAUGCAUACCUUUCACUACUCUUCCACGACAAGAGAGAACAGCGAACAGGAGCUAUGAAAAUCAGCUACCCUCUCAACCACUCCUCCUCCUCCUCGUCGUCGUCCUCCAGCCUGGGCUUCACCCUGGGAUACAUUGACACAGCAGCAGCAGCCACUCAAAGCACCGACAUCUCCCACCACCACCAUCAUCAGCCCGGGCCAUCGCUGCUCUACCAGACCGCGACCUCCUCGGCGCUGGGCGCCCUCAUCGCCUGCUCCAUCGCGGGCAACGCUUUCGUGCUCGCCGCCAUCUACCUGGAGCGCUCCCUGCAGACCGUGGCCAACUACCUGAUCGGCUCCCUGGCCGUCACGGACCUGCUGGUGUCCGUGCUCGUGCUGCCCGUGGCCGCACUCUACCAGGUGCUGGGCCGCUGGACCUUGGGCCAGGCCGUGUGCGACGCCUUCAUCGCGCUCGACGUCCUGUGCUGCACCUCCUCCAUCCUGCACCUGUGCGCCAUCGCGCUCGACCGCUACUGGGCCAUCACGGACCCCGUGGACUACGUGAACAAGAGGACGCCCCGCCGAGCGGCGCUCAUGAUCGCCGUCACCUGGGCCGUGGGAUUCUCCAUCUCCAUCCCGCCCGUGCUGGGAUGGAGGCAGGCGGAGGACAGGGCCGACCAGGACGCUUGCAACAUCAGCCAGCACCUGGGCUACACGAUCUACUCCACAUUCGGCGCCUUCUACAUCCCGCUGGUGCUCAUGCUGGUGCUGUACGGGAAGAUCUUCGGCGCGGCCAGGUUCAGGAUUCGCAGCACCAUCAAGAGGUCACAGAAGAGACCCGCGGAGCCCACGGACGUGGUGGUGGUGGUGGUGUCCACCACGCCGGUGGAGUCCCCUCAACAAUUGGACGGCGUCAAUGGCGGUGGACGACCCGAGGAGUUGCCGGGGAAGGCAAAGUCGAGGUCGAAUUCGGAUCAGACGGUUCAGCAGCAGCAGCAGCAACAUCUGAAGAAGCAAAGAAGCCUCAAGGAUUCCAUCAAGAAGUCCGUGAUGGGCAAAGCGAGACACCAGAGCAUCGCGUCCGACGGCGGAUCAGAGAAACGUGGCAAGCAAUCCCGGCGCGAGACCAUCCGCUCGGAGGAUCUGGGCGACGAGGCGGUGAGGAGGGCGGUCGUGGCCAAGGAGCGCAAGGCGGUGAAGACGCUGGGCAUCAUCAUGGGCUCGUUCGUGCUGUGUUGGCUGCCCUUCUUCGUCGUGGCGCUGGUGGUGCCGUUCUGCGGACCGCCCUGCAAGCUGCCGCAGAUCAUCACGGCCCUCAUCACGUGGCUCGGCUACUCCAACUCCCUGCUCAACCCCGUCAUCUACGCCUACUUCAAUCGGGACUUCCAGAACGCCUUCAAGAAGAUCGCCAGGUGCCGGUGCUGCAGAGGGAGAGGCAGGUGCUGAAGUGGCUUGGUGGGGUGGGGGGAGGCGGCUCAGGGUGGUUCUUGAUGAGCGUGUCGGAGACAUUGAGUUUGAAUCUGGGCUGAACCCAACCCAUGAUUAAACUCGGUUCUUGUAAGUAUAGGGGGUUGAUGAUCUCAGCACGGUCACCAGCGACUCGAGUCGAACUCAAAAAUGUAUCCCUGCUCUAAAGAGUAAUGGGACAGCGUUCACCUCCACUGGUGUUCCUAAACGAGCGAUGGAAACCCCCACAAUUGAAUACUGAACGGGAGCCGUUGACAGCCUCCUUUUCGUACCUGGAUUUCAGCCACCCGUGAACUGAGCCGGCUUCUCAAGUGUCACGAAGCUGCGGCCUCGACUCGCCCACCGAUGACUCGAGCAAACGCGAACGUCUCUGCGGACGUCUCAUGAGAAAUCCAGCAGCGCUCUUCCCCGUUGGUUGGCAGUGAGUCGCAGUCACGCAGUGGACGCCAGUCUCUUUGUGGGACCAUUAUUCAACACCGAGCAAGAACCGCUGAUGUCCCUGUGUUCAAAUCUGGGUUUAAACCCAGCGGUGAUUAAGGCGGAGUUCUCACGUGCAAGCCGGUUGGUUGGUCGGUCGGUCUCAGCCCGGUCACCGGUGACUUAGAAAAAUAUAAAGAAGAAAAAACAUCACUGUGGCAACACCAAUUUCUGCUGGUGGCCAAGAGUGAGUGGUGGAAAUGCCAUGUUCUACAGCUGGGCACUGACCCAGCUCCGCUCAGAUUCUGGCCUUUUAAUCUUUGAUUUCAGCUGCCCCGUCAUUAAACCCAUUUCCCAAGCGUGACGAGUUGGUAUUAGCCAGGUCGCCAGUCUUACUGCACACAAAAGCUCCAUCAUGUCAAAUGUCAUCUUUCAAUGAAUUCGGUGAAACCCAGUUAUGGAAGCUGACGUGCAUAAUCUCACGUUGGGGGGGGAGACUAACCAAGCAGGGAAACGCUCCCUACGCACCGUGAUUGCAGGAAGAAGGUGAAGUGAUGAUUGGUUGGGUCACUCGAGUCAUGGAGAAAUUCUGAUAAUGAACGAGCGGUUAAAAAACAUAUUUGACUUUAUUUAUCCAGCCAGAAAAAUAUGCCUCGCUGAAUCUCAAGGCCCUCUUUCACGAGGUUCCUGAAUUGAGUCGCUUGGUGGUUUUCUAAUGAGUGAUUUUGCAUCCGGAAAGAAAGUUGCAGAUUCAAGGCGAUGACACUGACAAGACCACACGCACAGGUUCACAAUAAUCCGUGCUCGCUGUACUGCCAUCUCGCGAACAUCACGCAGCCCGGUGGGUUUGGGGGGACUCACAGCUCGUGAUCAUCUCCGUGUGAUCCACAGACCCUGCCUCUGAAGUGAUGAAACGCAGGUGUCACCCACGCACCUGGCCUGUUACAAUAUUCUGUGCCGCUUUCUGUGUUUGGCUGAUUUCGUGCUGUGCGUUGGAUCCGAUUUCUUGAGGUUUCUGUUUCUCUCUGCUCAGUCCAUUGCAAUAGGAACGGACCACCGUAGUAGUUUCGAUGGAUUCCUCUUGCCAAUAACAUCUGGCAACCCAUCAGCAUUUGUUCAACAAGCCUGACUGCUGAUAAGACCCAGAAACUUGAAAAGGUUACAGUAUUUGCUCGUUUAAACAAAUGCUGCUUCAUAAUGUGUCUGUAAAACCAAUCGGUUAAUGUACUAAGACAUCCGUGUUUUUUAAUAUUUAUACGUUUCAAGUUUUUUUGUUUAAACAGGUGAGGAACUCAAGCGAACAGAAUUGGUCUAAUUUGCAAGCGUGACCUGGGGCAUCAAUUUGCCAGCAUGGGGGCGAUGGUUCCAAUUGUAUCAUCCCAAUCGGGUAAUUCGCGGUGCAAUUUAGGAACGUCACAGAUUCGGAGGCCCGAGGCUUGUGGCCACGCAUUGGCCUCGCUCGCGCGUAAGACAUCGGGAAGAUCUUUAACGUCCACAGUGCCACGGUGCGACACGGAAGGACGAAAAGCGGUCCAGAGUUUUCUUGCUGAAGCAGAUGCGCGCGUGGGUCACGUCGUUCUGUAAAGCCGAGGGGCCGAUAGACCGAACAAUGUUCGGUCCUUACAUGCGGAGGCACGGAACGGAGUUGUUCAAUGUUUGCUUCUACAGUAUUUGCUUCCGCGUUUUAAAGGUUUGCCACGAUGCGUGCGGCGACGUCGGCGAUGGGUGACGAGCCACUUCACGUUCGCUCUAACAAGGAGGCGCGGCUCAAAGGGCACAAACGCAGCCGAUGUCCCGGUGUUACACGGCGUGCUGAUGCGGUGGUUGCGCUGUGUUGACGGUCCGUGCGCUGGACUUGCGAUCCAGAGUGCUCGCCGGUUCCAUCUCCUGGCGCCGAAGCUGAAACAAUGCCGCGGGUUUCUCGUCGACCCCCUGCCCACCCAGUCGAAUUUAAAUGUCUUCACCGGAGUUAAAAUCUACCGGCGUGGCGCGUGCGGUGGGGUAAAGUGUGGGUACCCCUGCAUCUUCAAAGACGUACGGCCAGCGUAGAAGAGUAGGCCAAAUGCCCUAUGAGGCACUCUCUAGAGCUCUCUUUCUCUGGACACUAGAGGGUAUUUGCUCCAUUCUAGAGCAGCGUUCUUCAUUGCAAGGCCCCGCGCGUCACGGGUGGGCCCUGGUGGCACUUUUGUGCGGCCGCUGUCGAUCCACGCAGAGUUAAGUCGCCCCCCAUCAUCAUCAUCGUCAUGGUGCUGCUGUCAAACCCAGCAAUGGUUUCAAACGCGUGGCGGCCCCCCACACUGACGAUGUCUUAUCGGCGAACGUGACCCCCCCCCCUCCCCACCUCCCUGAAAAUGAGUGAAGAACGCUGCUCUAGCGGAGGUCCUUCUGCCAGCAGUGGUGUGAGCAAGACCGAUUAGCACGGUUGGCCACGUAGGGUGUGAAAGAAGUUCAACAUACGGCUGCUUGCGUUGUGACCGAAACGUCGUGACAAUUAUUUUAUUAUGUUUUAUUUUUAUUAUUUUAUUACUUCCCGUCUACGUGACUUUACCGAAAGAACCAAGAAGAUGAAUCCCUGCAGUCACGAAAGCUUUAAAUCGAAAUUUAAGUUCAACAUACAUUCAAGACGUGACAGGGCUGUGCCCACCAACUGACCGACAUCGGUUCCACGCUGGGGUGAUGGAGGCAGAGGAGUUGCAAGUGAGAUGUCAAACACGAAGCAUCUCAUCAGGUACGGUGCUGGUGGUGCUGGUGGUGCUGCUGGUGCUGGUUUUGCUGGUGCUGGUGGUGCUGGUGGUGCUGAGACAGCUGCGCCACGUUAGCCGCUUACGUGGUCCUACACAUGCAGCUGCUACUGCAGCUGCUGCUGCUCAUUCUAUAGCUGCUGCUGCUGCUCAUUCUAUAGUUGCUGCUGCUGCUGCAGCUGCUGUUGCUGCUCAUUCUAUAGCUGCUACUGCAGCUGCUCAUUCUGCAGCUGCUCCUUCUAUAGCUGCUACUUCUGCAGCUGCUGCAGCUGCUGCUGCUACUUCUGCAGCUACUGCUGCUUCUACAGCUGCUGCAGCUGCUGCUGCUACUUCUGCAGAUGCUGCUGCUGCUUCUGCAGGUGCUGCUGCUCAUUCUGCAGCUGCUGCCUCUGCAGCUGCUGCAGCUGCUGAUGCUGCUGCUUCUGCAGGUGCUGCUGCUCAUUCUGCUACUGCUGCUCCUGGAGCUGCUGUGUUGGCAGUGGUGCACCAGUACAGGCAGCAACAACAACAACAAUUAGACACAUUCGUCAACAACGCUAUGACCUUCGAAGUCAAAAGAUAUAAUUGGCGACGUUUCGGACAAUAGCGCUCUUUCAUAGAACAUAAAUAGAGAGCGGUAGAAAGACGAAUUGAAUAUUAAUAAUUCGUUGGAGACUGCACUGGUUUCCACCAUGGGGGCUUUAUAGGAAUUACAUUGUUGUUUGCUGAUGCCCAGUUUGUAAAUUGACGUAUGAAUAGCCAGCAACGCCUAUAAAGACUGGCUCGGAAUAUUAGGGGGUGAGUGGCCAGCAUUACGCCCGGCCGCCUUUGUCUCCCCAGUGGCGAUGUUUACACACCACACCAGGUACUCAUUUGAGGCUAAGUCAACCUAGGGGAGGCCCAUGACUGGUUCAGAUAAUCGUCAAUGGUGUUGGACGUGAAUGGGAAUCGAACUCGGGUCGCCAGGCUUGUAGCGCAACGCGCUAACCACUGCGCCACCGCUCCCCACAAUCAAAACCCCCACGCAGUGGUAGCGACAUAGAGACGCACACACGAUGUUACAUCGCGGGAGGCAUAGAAGGACCAUUGCCUGAAACGUCGCCUAUUAUUUAUAUACAUAUAAUUGUAAGGCCACUGUGUUAUUGACAAAUCUGUUCAGAUUCGUCGUUAAUCAACGUCCGGCUACGGAACCUCGUCGGUCGUGACAAUAUCCCCGAGUGUAGCCUGGGGCCGUGAAUUGAGAGGCGAUUUUUACGUGUUUACACAAGUACAUCAUAGCUGCCGCAUUGCCCCGGGUCGAUAUUGCUCUGGUAAUGAAAUAAAUCGGCGACACGGUAUAGUUGUCUUGGGUUGCGCCUUCUGUUGAAGUCGGGUCUACGUGAGCGGUGCCAGGCUAGGUGGUCCAGUCGGCAGAGCCAUCGACUCACAAGCAGAAGGAAGGUUCCAGCUAAUGGGUCUUUUUUCAUCUUAUUCUUCUUCCUAUAAGCGUCUGGAAAUUCACCAGAAUUGGCUCAAGCGAGGCCGACUGUGAUGAUGAGACGCUGUGUUGAACCCGCUCCAGAUCUGUGCUCGUGAUGAACCAACGCUGAUGAAAUUAGAAGGCCACGUGGCGAAUGGGACGUGUC
Molecule: messenger RNA, 6968 nt
Organism: Lethenteron reissneri (Far Eastern brook lamprey)
Lineage: Eukaryota; Metazoa; Chordata; Hyperoartia; Petromyzontiformes; Petromyzontidae
Product: 5-hydroxytryptamine receptor 1A-alpha-like
Biological process (GO): positive regulation of MAPK cascade; adenylate cyclase-activating adrenergic receptor signaling pathway
Cellular component (GO): plasma membrane
Molecular function (GO): G protein-coupled serotonin receptor activity
Source: RefSeq, a predicted model, not a curated record